UGUUGUCAGCAUCAAUGCGACUCCUGCGUGAGCAUGUGAGCAUGUGAGAGCCGGCAAGUGAGGCGGCGUUUGCCUUGUUUGCACUGCCGACGUCAACGGUCCGGGGUGCUUUCCUCAGCACCACGACACGUACGACACAAUGCGCACAUGAAGCCGUGACAUGCAUUCCAAUGGGCGCGUCCGACUCCAAACUCACCUUCAAGCAGGGCAUAUUCCGCCUGUCGGAGCCCAAGCAGAUCCCCGCCGACGAUGCGUACUGGACCGGCUUCUGGGAGCUGCCGGAGAGCACUGAGGAUGUCUUCUCGCUGUUCUCACCAGCCGACAUACGGCGCACGCGCGACAACAACCUCGCCAACCUCGAGACGCUGAUCCUCGCCGUCACCUCACGUCUUGUCGUCCUGCGCAACCACCCCUCCUUCCCCGACCCUGAGCUUGCGCCGGAGCGCGAUGCCCUCAAUUGCAUACGAGUGUUAACGCGCAUACUGCCCUUCAUAUACGAAGCCGAUCACCUGGAAUCAUGGGAAGAUACCUUCUUCUGGGCGGAGCGGAGAAAGCGCAGCCGGCGAGGGCAGUUGCGCAAGAGCGAGGUCAUCUUCGACGAGUCUGACCCUGACCCAACGCCAACCGAGGCCGAGCCAGAAUUUACAAAAGCCAAGCCGCUGGCCGAGGAAAUCAUAGACACCUUGAUCGACCUGUUGUUCUUCUCCGAGUUCACGCUGCCCAAGGUCCCCGCUGGCAAGAACAAGGUGUCAUACGCGAUAUGGCAGAGCGGCGUUGGCUGCAACACGCCCGUGGCCUCGACGAAGGAGUUUGAGAGCAACCGCACGGAGAUCUUGCGACUGUUGCUUGCAUUUGCGAGCAAGUCCAUGUACAUGUCAGCUGCCAUCCUGCCAGUAAAGGGAGUCAAGGCCAUCACAUACAUUGCCACGUGCCCAGAGAAGCAAGUGGUUCUGUCAGUACUCUGCUCAAUGCUGAAUACGACACUGAAAUACAACCCUGCAACGUGGCGCGUUCCGUACGACCAUGUCGUUUUCAAAGAUCAGAGGCAGAUUCUGGUCACAUAUUGCCUACAGUUGCUUCUGGUGCUGAUCUUGUAUCCCAUACCCGAGGCUGGCAAUGGUCCUGCGCCGAAGAACUUCUUCAGACAUUUCCUGGGUCGCCUGCAUCGCCCACAGGACUUCCAAUUCCUUGUCGAUGGUAUGACGAGGAUUUUGAACCAACCUCUGCAAGCGAACUCCACGUACCUCCCCGGCAGCCACAAGUCGUUGACAUGGGCGCCUGAGAUGAUUAUGCUGUUCUGGGAAGCAUUGCAAUGCAACAAGCGUUUCCGCUCCUUCAUCAUUGAUACCGACAGAGCCCAUGACUUUGUGGUGCUGGUACUAUACUAUGCAAUUGACCAGCGCAACGAUCCUUCAAAGCAAGGAUUGGUGCGCAUGUGUGUCUUUGUGCUGCAGACGUUGAGCGUGGAACCUCAGUUUGGCAGAAGCCUCAACAAAACUUUCGAGGGACAAGAAUCGCUGCCACCGAGCAUACGGAUACCAAACUUUCAUGGCACCUACGCGGAUUAUGUUAUUACAUCCAUCUACACACUGCUCACUACAGGCAAAGGGAAACUGGAACCGAUAUACCCGGCCCUGCUCGCCAUUCUGAACAACAUUGCUGCUUAUGUGCAGGACUUGGGGCGUGCAUCUAGCUCGAAAUUGUUGCAGCUCUUUGCGUCCAUGUCCUCGCCCAGCUUUCUCUUGGCCAACGACAACAAUCACACCCUCCUGAACUCUUUGUUGGAAGCGAUCAAUGCUAUAGUCGAACACCAGUACCAGUAUAACCCCAAUCUUGUAUACGCGAUCGUAAGAUCUAAGAAGAAGUUUCAAGGACUCCGCGAUUUCACACUCGAAAGCGGGCAAGAGGAACUCGAGCGCCAGAAUCAGCUGCGCAAAGAUGGCAACGGAGCGGAACUAUCGAGGCAGACAUCCAUCGAUAGUCUACGAAGUCCUACGGGUGCCCGAACACCGUCGUUGGGCAAUGUCCCAGAAGAAAACAGCGCAUUUGCUAUUGGCAGCGACGACGAUUCUGAUGCGGAACAGGCGAGUCCACCACCACAGUCGACAUCACCGGCGCAACCGCCAUACUCGGGCGGAUCGCGUGGUGCAUCGCGAAGCGCAUCGAUAGCCUCGUCGAUUGAUGAGACUAUGCCUAUGCAAUUACGAGGAAUGUCCGAGAAAGCGCGUGGCAAGAUGCCUGUCGGCCAGCCCACCUUUUCGCGGCAGAACAGCAUGACAAGCCUUGCCAGCAUGAACGUCGCACCUGGUCUAGGCGCGAACGAGUUCUUCACACCUUCCGUCCCAUGGCUCGAAUCAUGGCUCUCCGAGCUCCCUCUUCACACAACUCUCAUGCUAAUCCAAACUCUCACGCCACUCCUCUCGUCCAGCACCGACACCACCACAGCCCUGAACGUGAUCAAGACCACCACCAUUCCCUCCAUUGAGCCGUCGCCCGUCCGCGUGCAUCUCUUUGAGUGGUCAACCCUCAGCCUUGGCUGGUAUGAAUCGCUGCUGUGGGGCUUUGUGUUCACAAGCGAGAUGGUAGUCGCUAGGGGCACUGCAGGCGUCUGGAACAACACCAGCAUCAGACUCUUCAGGGUCCAGCAGGGCGAGAGCCAGACGCCGAGUUUGCUGGCACCCAGAGGCGCAGUCGAUGCUGUGGGCAGCAAUCUGGUGCAGCGAAUUGGGAGCUUGAACCUCAGAGGAGCAAUACCCGGCGCCAAUCAGACGCAGGCACCGGCGGGCAGGCCCAGUGGGGGUGGCGGCGCGCAAACAGGUGUCAGAGACGUCUAAACCACCAACGGCGUUCCCAACCACA
Boeremia exigua is the source of this 2859-nucleotide messenger RNA. Its product is annotated as high-temperature-induced dauer-formation protein-domain-containing protein. The transcript has 7 exons. Gene Ontology annotation, cellular component: Golgi medial cisterna; membrane; Golgi trans cisterna. NCBI's taxonomy places the organism in Eukaryota, Fungi, Ascomycota, Dothideomycetes, Pleosporales, Didymellaceae. Bases 171 to 2834 code for a protein of 887 amino acids. The record is from RefSeq and is a predicted model, not a curated record.